Messenger RNA from Zasmidium cellare ATCC 36951, 1068 nucleotides. RefSeq lists its product as uncharacterized. The record is from RefSeq and is a predicted model, not a curated record. Gene Ontology annotation, molecular function: protein binding; deNEDDylase activity; metallopeptidase activity. Gene Ontology annotation, biological process: protein deneddylation. The transcript is spliced from 2 exons. Gene Ontology annotation, cellular component: cytoplasm; COP9 signalosome. NCBI's taxonomy places the organism in Eukaryota, Fungi, Ascomycota, Dothideomycetes, Mycosphaerellales, Mycosphaerellaceae. The coding region runs from base 1 to 1068 and encodes 355 amino acids.
AUGGAGUCGCAGAGCGCCUGGGAGCUGGAGAAUGCCACCAAACUCGUCGACUCGAACCGCGAUGCACUCUACGACUACGACUCGGAAGGGCAGAAGAAGAUUGGCGAGCAGAAGCCAUGGCGGACAGACCCACAUCACUUCAAAUACGUGCGCAUCUCGGCCGUGGCGCUGGUGAAGAUGGUCAUGCACGCUCGUUCUGGAGGAGACAUCGAAGUCAUGGGCCUCAUGCUGGGCUACAUUGAGCACGAGACAUUCAUCGUCACUGAUGCGAUGCGACUGCCGGUCGAGGGUACGGAGACGAGAGUCAAUGCACAAGACGAAGCGAACGAGUACAUGAUCACCUUCCUCACCAAGUCGCGCGAGUCUGGACAGCUCGAGAACGCCGUGGGUUGGUAUCACAGUCACCCAGGUUACGGCUGCUGGCUGUCUGGCAUCGACGUGACGACUCAGCACACUCAGCAGCUGUUUCAGGACCCGUUCCUUGCCGUCGUCAUUGAUCCACACCGCACCAUCAGCGCCGGCAAGGUCGAGAUUGGAGCCUUCCGCACGUACCCAGAGGGCUACAAACCAGAUGGCCAGGAGUCUGCUGCUGAAGGCAUGAGCGCUGUUCCCAUGGCGAAGGCUCAAGACUUUGGUGCCCACGCCAACCGGUACUACUCCCUGGAGGUCUCGCAUUUCAAGUCCACACUGGACAGCAAGCUCCUGGAGGCUCUAUGGAACAAGUACUGGGUGCAGACGCUUUCUUCAUCACCGCUCGACACAAACCACGACUAUGUCACGCGACAGAUUGAGGAUCUGGCAGCCAAGACGAAGCUCGUACAGGAGAAUGCCAAGCAACGCAAUGUGCCUCUCGGACCACAGCGUAGGACCAAAGGCGGAGAUGAGCAGAUGGCGAAGAUUGUCAAGGCAGCGGAGAAGAUUGCCAGCGAGGAGAAGUCUGGUCUUAUGGCAGCCAUGGUGAAGGAGAGGGUGUUUGCAGAGGCAGCUCCACAGGCGGCCGCUGUUGCCGGAGAGAUGGAAACCAACGGCACCGACACGCAGAUGUCAGAUGCAAAGGACGGCUCAUGA